Botrytis cinerea B05.10 is the source of this 1711-nucleotide messenger RNA. RefSeq lists its product as hypothetical. The transcript is spliced from 2 exons. Gene Ontology annotation, molecular function: transmembrane transporter activity. The coding region runs from base 747 to 1658 and encodes 303 amino acids. The record is from RefSeq and is a predicted model, not a curated record. Lineage: Eukaryota; Fungi; Ascomycota; Leotiomycetes; Helotiales; Sclerotiniaceae. Gene Ontology annotation, biological process: transmembrane transport. Gene Ontology annotation, cellular component: fungal-type vacuole membrane.
GCGUUUGCCUUUCGAGUUUCGACACAUUGUAAAUCUUUCAAAGUGGAGCACUGGGAGACAAUGGUAUCGAGCUCUGAGCACGGUUCGUCACCGACUAAUCGUUCGCAAAUCCCAGAUGACGAAAGAUGGACAUUCGUUGACGAAACAAAUUCUUCUCCCAAUGUUGAAAGGCCUUCGCCUUCUCUUCCUACAGCGGUCAACCAAGUGCCCGUCGAUGCCGAAGUUAGUUAUCCCGAGGGGGGUCGUGAUGCCUGGUUGGUGGUGCUAGGUGCUUGGUGUGGCUUGACCGCAUCAUUAGGUAUUUACAAUACAGCCGGAGUGUUCGAGGUCGUCAUCUCGGAAUCUAUAUUGCCAGAAGAAUCUUCGUCUACUCUUGGCUGGAUAUUCUCAAUCUAUGCCUUCGUGAACUGGAUCUGUGGGGUGCAAAUUGGACCAACCUUCGAUGCGAUGGGUCCUCGUGGACUGCUCAUUGCAGGAACUAUUUGCACGCUCAUUGGCAUUUUGGCGUUUAGUGUCUGUACGGGUAAGAUCAGUCUUCCUAGAUCAAUCCACGCAUAACAAAUUUUAGUACAGUGGCUGCUCCCAAGGUCGCUCACUCGCUUGCUGCUAAAUGUGCUCCUAUUAAGAUCCUUCUGAUCCUCUCGAGAGCUCUGUUCAGCACUAAUUGUGAUACAGAAUACUAUCAGAUCCUUCUGUCAUUCUCAAUAUUAACUGGAGUUGGCUCAUCUCUUCUCCUCACCCCGUCGAUGGGCUGUGUCGCUCAUUGGUUCAUGGAGCGCCGCGGCCUCGCUAGUGGCAUAGCUUUUAUAGGAGGUGGCUUUGGCGGUGUUCUAUUUCCCCUUAUGAUACAGUCACUACUUCCUAAAGUUGGGUGGGGAUGGUCGAUUCGUAUUCUCGGGUUUGUGCUGCUCGUGCUUUGCGCCAUUAACGUGAAAUUUUGUCGAAGCAGAGUUCCACCCCGCAAAGGAGCAGCAAGUACUUGGCGAGAUACAUUACCGGACCCACAGAUCUUCAUGGACGGAACAGGAGCAAUGGCUGUUACCACCGCUGGAGUCCUCUUGACAGAUCUGGCAUAUUUUAUACCCAUCACAUACACGCCGAGCUAUUACAUCGAUCGACAACAUCUGUCUCAAGAGGAGGCCUUGACUGGGCCAGCGGCGUUUGCAUAUCAACUUCUUGCGAUUCUUAAUGCUGCUUCAUGCGUUGGCCGGUGCGUAGCGGGCGACCUCGCCGAUCGAUUCGGGCGAUACAAUACUAUGAUUGUCUCAUUGUUCCUCUGCACAAUAUCAGUUCUAUGUUUUUGGUUAUCAGAUGUGUACUUGCUCAACCUGAGUAAUGACGCACUUUUAGUGGUCUUUGUACUACUAUUUGGAUUUGUCAGUGGUUCAAAUGUCAGCCUGACACCAAUCUGUUUAGGUCAGCUUUGCGAAACUCAAGAAUAUGGGCGAUACUACGCAAGCUGCUUUACGGUAGUAGCUUUUGGUGUGUUAGGAAGCAUCCCUAUUGCCGGGGGCCUUCUUGAAGUGGUAGAGGCUACAGGGAAAGAAAGGUAUUGGGGCGUCGCUCUUUUCACCGGACUUAGCUAUGUAGCCGCUCUGCUGUGUUUUAUAUGGGUCAGGAUCAAAGUGAAGGGGUGGGGUUGGACUACAAAGUGGUAGGGAGUGUACUGUGACUACAAGAUAGAAUCUUAAAUAGCCAAUCAAACCAUCCA